Lycium ferocissimum is the source of this 1576-nucleotide messenger RNA. RefSeq lists its product as uncharacterized. The transcript has 2 exons. The record is from RefSeq and is a predicted model, not a curated record. Bases 1 to 780 code for a protein of 259 amino acids. NCBI's taxonomy places the organism in Eukaryota, Viridiplantae, Streptophyta, Magnoliopsida, Solanales, Solanaceae.
AUGGCAGAAUUAUACGCACAGAUAGUUUUAAAAUCUUGUAGCCUCAAAUGGAUCCAAUCAAAACGUGCUUCUAUUAUAUUUUUGGAUUUAACUAGUGCUGAAAUCCUCCGCCAGGACGACCAUCCCUCCUUUUCUUUGUGGGGAUCCACAGAUGGAACUCAGAAUGAAGUUAGUACCAUACUAGACUAUGUUUCUGGCCAUACGACUGCAGUGUUCCGUGAGGAUACAUUCUAUUGGUUCACUUAUGACCUGCAAUUGCAUGGAUAUGAUAUUAAUCUUAAAACAUGGUUCCGCUCACCAAGUCUUAUAACAGAAUUCCCCCCAGUUGAACUAGAUGAAGAUCCUUUUUUCCCCGUUUUGGUUGAUCUUCAUAAUGGAAAAUUCUUGGUGGUUAUUAAUGAUUAUCCUGGACGAUUAACAAUUGCCUCCCUUGUGGUGGCCAAGGUCAUUGCCGGAAGCUCUUUACGAGUCUCCGUGGAGAAUGUUCAAAUUCUAUCCUGUGACGAUUCUUUUUUUCUUGAAGAUGGGAGGCCAGUAAUGGCAGUUCAAGUCAAAGAAGAGCGCAUUAGGGUUGAAGAGCCUCCAAUGGAUCUGGUAGAGGGAAGGCAGUCGGCAGUUAUGUAUUUCAGUGGCAUGAUAGAUAAGUUUCGGGAGUGGUAUCGAUUCGAUCCGAAUGCAGAGGCGGGUAAAAUAAAAAAUAUUGAACCUGUUGCACAGUUGUAUUCCAAUCGUGAAAUUCAGGGAGGUUGGGUUGUUACUGAUGAAGAUGAUCUCUACUAGGCUGGAGGAUUGGAUCUCGGAUCUGAACCACCGACGACUUCCAAGCUAUUGCUCAAACAUAGUCCUAUCUUGCUUUCCCCUAGACGAUGGCUUCAGGAAUCUGAUUCCAGGAAGCUUCCCUGCGUCACCCCCUUCAUCCAACCCCUUGAUAGAAAGCUCUAUGUUGUGGCCCGAAGUCAGCACCACUAUUCUGCAUCAUCAGAUUGGACCAAGUGUGGUGAAGUUUACGACCUCGACAAAAAGACUUGGGAAUACCUGAAUGCCGAUUUCCAGCCCUUUAACAACAAGGACUAUCAGGCUGCUGUUGGGCUUAAAGAUGGUGUAAAGAUGGUUUUUUAUAACUUGUCUGACCCUGCUUCUAUUCUAUUUUUGGAUUUAACUAGUGCUAAAAUCACCAUGAAGACCAUCCCUCCUUUUCUUUGGGUAUCAAAAGUUUGAUCACACUAUCCCAUGUUUCUGCCCGUAUGCCUGCAGUGUUCCGUGAGGAUACAUUCUAUUGGUUCACUUAUGACCUGCAAUUGCAUGGAUAUGAUAUUAAUCUUAAAACAUGGCUCCACUCACCAAGUCUUAUAACCCGAUUUCCCCCACUUAAACUAGAUGAUCCUUUUUCCCCCGUUUUGGUUGAUCUCCAUAAUGGAAAAUUCUUGGUGGUUAUUGUUGAUCAUCCUGGACGAUUAACAAUUGCCUCCCUUGUGGUGUUCAAGGUCAUUUCCGGAAGCUCUUCAUGUUUAACCGUCUCCGUGGAGAAUGUUCAAACUCUAUCCUGUGACGAUUCUUUUAUUCCUACAGACGGGAG